Molecule: messenger RNA, 374 nt
Organism: Vitrella brassicaformis
Lineage: Eukaryota; Vitrellaceae
Source: the annotation of a GenBank genome assembly
CUUUCCGUGGAUGGGCGGCGACGAGAGAGAGCGGCCCAGACGAGGGCCCGUCCAGCGAAGAUGCGCAGAUUCGAACAGGUGUGUGCUCACAAAGAUCAGAGAUCACACGACAGACUGUCUGUAUCUAUCUUGGGUGUAUUGUGACGCUCUGGUGUGCUUGUCAGACAUCACUCUUCGGCCAUUCUCGCAACAGGGCGUCGAUCAAGCAGCAGCCUGGCUUGCAUAAUUUUUGCCUGCUGCCUGCUGCCUCUUUCGGGCGCCUUUCGACCGCCUGGCCCGCUGCUGUCAACGGCGGCCGUCACUCGGUCAUCCCUUGCAACGAACAGGAGGCCAGCACAUCGGUCGGCAGAUGUUCAUACACGGUGUACACAUGA